Alligator mississippiensis (American alligator) is the source of this 3956-nucleotide messenger RNA. RefSeq names its product bombesin receptor subtype 3 (gene BRS3). Gene Ontology annotation, biological process: bombesin receptor signaling pathway. The transcript has 3 exons. Gene Ontology annotation, molecular function: bombesin receptor activity. Gene Ontology annotation, cellular component: membrane. The record is from RefSeq and is a predicted model, not a curated record. Lineage: Eukaryota; Metazoa; Chordata; Crocodylia; Alligatoridae. Bases 155 to 1345 code for a protein of 396 amino acids.
CAAAGCAUGCUUUCAGACUCGGGAGAGGUGAAAUAAAUGAGCUUGUGCACUAGGGAACUGCACUUUCAAACACAAUUCUACACUUUUAUAUGGUCUUGCUUAUACGCUACGGGUUUUAAACAUUUUUGAUCAACUUCGAGACAGCCUGGGGAAAAUGUCUUGGAUACACUUGCAUUUGGCUAAUCAGACAUUAUAUGAAUCUGUAAAUGGUACAGAAGUGAGAGCUGUUGCUGACAACGAUACCGUAGAUCCAAGAUGGGUUGAAGACUCCUUUCCAGGAUUAGAAAUACUGUGCACUAUUUAUAUUACCUAUGCUGUGAUCAUUUCAGUGGGUCUCCUUGGGAAUGCUAUACUCAUCAAAGUCUUCUUUAAGAUUAAAUCAAUGCAGACAGUUCCAAAUAUUUUCAUAACCAGCCUGGCUUUUGGAGACCUGCUACUUUUGUUAACCUGUGUGCCGGUUGAUGCAACACGCUACAUUGUGGAUACCUGGCUCUUUGGAAGAAUUGGCUGCAAGCUGUUGUCCUUUAUCCAGCUAACUUCAGUUGGAGUAUCAGUGUUCACUUUAACUGUUCUCAGUGCUGACAGGUACAGAGCCAUUGUGAAGCCCUUGGACCUGCAGACCUCAGAUGCUGUUCUGAAGACCUGCUGUAAAGCUGGCUGUGUCUGGAUUGUCUCCAUGAUGUUUGCUAUCCCAGAGGCUGUAUUUUCAGAUUUAUAUUCAUUCAGCAAUCCUGAGAAAAACAUAUCUUUUGAAGCAUGUGCCCCAUAUCCCGUAUCUGAGAAAAUACUGCAGGAAGCUCAUUCUCUGGUCUGCUUCUUGGUGUUCUAUAUUAUCCCGCUCACUGUCAUUUCUGUCUAUUAUUUUCUUAUUGCCAGAACGUUAUACAAAAGCACAUUCAACAUGCCAGCCGAAGAACAUGGCCAUGCCCGCAAACAGAUUGAAUCCCGCAAGAGAGUUGCAAAAACUGUGCUGGUGCUGGUUGGUUUGUUUGCUUUCUGCUGGCUGCCUAACCACAUCCUCUACUUAUACCGCUCUUUCACCUACCACUCUUCUGUAGAUGCCUCUACCUUUCAUCUCCUAGCUACUAUUUUCUCUCGGGCUUUGGCCUUCAGCAAUUCCUGUGUUAAUCCCUUUGCUCUUUACUGGCUAAGUAAAAGUUUCCGCCAACACUUUAAAAAGCAAGUUGUGUGUUGCAAGGCAAGACUUCCUACACGGCCUCCUAGCAUUACCCACAGUAACACGCCAACCAGAGCCCUAUCAGUCACAGGCAGUACACACGGCUCAGAAAUCAGUGUCACUUUGCUAACAGAUUAUAGUAUCACAAAGGAAGAGGAAAGUGUUUAGUUUUUCUGCCAUGGAGAGGGGGCAGAAACCAUGCAUUUCCCACAAAGAUACCAGUGCAUCUGGAUCCAGCAAGGAGCUGCAGGUAAAGAAGCUGGUGUGCCCCUUGUACUCCCUGCGGGGAGAUCUUCAGCAGGAGUUCCUGAUACCUUCCGUUACACAAUCAAACCUGUGUGUAGGGAAAAGAGAACUGAAAAUGCAACCUGGGCUCAAUCAAGAGGACAGCACAUGUUCCUCGUGAGCACUGUGCAUCUUUCCCUGAGGUUCCUGCAUUGAGCUGACAACACAAAAUUCAGCUGAGCGGAAGGCAUAUUUUUGUAUUGGCUCUGAGUUUGCAGAGCUAGAGAGUUGUGAUUACGGGCAUUCCUUUUUUGGAAAGUAUUUAUAUUGUCUUUCCUUAAAAAAAGAGAAAUAAGCAAGUUUUCAUAAAAUGGCAAACCAGGUUUUUUGUUAGCUGUUGCAUCGUUAAUGUCAAUGGAAAUACACCAGCAUAAAACUUCAGUGUUAUGGAGAAUCAGGCUUUGGAGGUCUCUUACUUUUCAGGUUUUGACACAGAAUAUUGUCUUCUUGGCCUCCUGGAUAUUUUUCUUGGCCACAGGAUAUUUCUUCUUGGCCUCCUGCACAGUGGACAUUCCUGUGGGGAAGGGACCUGUUCAGGGCAUCCUUGAAUCUCACUGAUCCUCAGCUGCUAGUAAAUUCUUGGAUGUUGGAGUGACUGUAGAAUCAGCUUGACCCUGGCCAGCCCAAAAGGAGGUAAAUAUAAAAGUGGCCUAAAGUCAUGUUUGCUUUCCCUCUCCAGUCAUUCACUAAGAACAGUUUGGCUGGAGCAGGAAUUGGGUCCCACAUACCUUAAAUAAUACCUAAAAUAAUGCUCCCCGCACCCCACAUCACACACACAGUUUUUCCCUUUCAUGUACAGUGAAAUAAAAAAAAGGCCAUGGCUUGUUAGUCAUCUAAAUUUGGAGUUUAAACUCCAUAUUUGCGUGUCCUAGUUUAUUAAUGCUUCUGGACAAUGAAUCUGUCACGUGUUUCUGAGCCCUAGAGAUUUUCUGUGCUGUAAGCUAAACCCUGUACUUCAAAAUCCUUAGGCAGUCCUCACAACAGUCUUUGAAAAUAGCAACUUCUAAGAUUCACUUUUUUUCUCAGUUUGCAUGUGGCUACUUUUGCUUUGUGUAUACACUGCUGUAGAUAGUCUUUUUGGAAUUGUAUGCUGCUAGAAAUGUGUUUCCACUGCACAUUGCAUGUGCGACAUUUAAGGAUUGGCUAUAUUACUGACUUAACCUCUCUGUUGCCUAUAGUAUUUGUUGUAUUAAUUUUACCUAACUCAACCCUCAUGAUAUAUACUUCAGAGUGAUAUAUUGGCUAACAUCUACUUUUAUCAGUGCAAUCUGAUGUUAUCACUCCUUGUAUUCAUAUAACAUAACCACCCAGCAGUAACAAAUACAAUUUAUACAGGCUACUUAAGGAAGAAAGGAUUAAGUCUUUCUUGGCAGCCUUGGAUAGCCCCAUUCAAGUUCAGGGAGUUGGAUGGGCAUGCUGGACAUGGUUUGGAAAAGGACUGUGAGGUGACAGAUCAAGUGGAUUUGUAAUUAAAAUCCAUACCACAUUGUAAAAGAAAUAACAUUGCAAAAUAUGUAGGGAUAAAAUUCAAAGUAUGGACUCAAUCCUGCAAAGCCUACCUUAAUCACAGAAUCAGAAAAUUAGAGAUGGAAGGGACCCUGGAUGGUCAUCUAGUCCAUCCUGCCUGGUCCAUCAAUGAAACCUUCACCACCCUGAAGCAAGAUCAUCCCUAACCAAAUCAUCCCAUACAAAUCCUUGUCUCACCUAAAAUGACACAGUUAGUCCUGUUGUAGAAUCACAAGGCAUUACUACCUUGUGUCAGUACUUCUUUCAUACAAGAGAGUUUGUACACUGGGUCUCUAUAUUGCUCUGUUGUGUAAACGAGAUGUAAAAUCUUAUAGUAGUGCAUGGGGUUGUGUUGCAUGGAAGCUGUGAUUUCAUCUAGUGAAGUUUUAUUUGCUCCUGGAUGAAUUCUGCUCACAUUUCAUGGUUCUGGUAACUAUACAGGCCUCAAGCCAGCAUGAGGUUUCCAUGGAACAAAAGUACUUUGCUGUGUUGGGGCCAAAGUCUUAGCUCAUUGCACAUAUAAGUUCAGGCUGAGUGCUUAGGGCAGUAUUACUCAGAUGAACAUUUCAACUAUUUACCAUUGAACGUAUUUCUGGCAUCUCUUCCCUGAUAAAGGGGAAUUUUAGUUAAAUGAUUCUUGACUUUCAAUUUUGUGGAACAUGAUUGUGCCAGUCACUUUAUUUGCCCAUUUCUAAUUAUAUUUUAUAUAUUUUAAACCAAAAAGUUUUAAAAGCUGACUCUUAUAAUAUAGCUGCUUUUUAGGUGUUGUAAACCUUUCUAGCUUUGAUGAUAUAAGUGUAAAUAUUGUUAAAAACAGCUGCUAUCAAUAUAUUAUCAGCAUUAUAAUUUGUGCUUAUCAUACUGUAAGAUACUGAUUUCAGUUUGAAACCGUGUUUUGGUCAGAAAAAUAAACCAAAUAGUGUCAAAGCAUGCCUAUGCUGUAAUGAGCAGUGUAUCCUGUAAUACUAAAUUUCUUUCACAAAUAUUA